This is a messenger RNA of Thalassophryne amazonica, 4188 nucleotides long. RefSeq names its product large neutral amino acids transporter small subunit 4-like. The coding region runs from base 39 to 1760 and encodes 573 amino acids. The record is from RefSeq and is a predicted model, not a curated record. Gene Ontology annotation, biological process: neutral amino acid transport; transmembrane transport. Lineage: Eukaryota; Metazoa; Chordata; Actinopteri; Batrachoidiformes; Batrachoididae. The transcript is spliced from 15 exons. Gene Ontology annotation, molecular function: L-amino acid transmembrane transporter activity; neutral L-amino acid transmembrane transporter activity.
CCUUCCUCUUUUGUUCUGCUACUUCUGACCCGGCUGAGAUGGCUCCCACCUUGGCCACAGCUUUCACCCGCCGCUGGUGGAUGGCGGUGACCGCGGUCAUUGAGAACCUGCUGUUCUCAGCCGUGCUGCUCGGCUGGGCGUCCCUGCUCAUCAUGCUCAGAUCUGAGGGUUUCUACUCCUACCUCUGCAGAGCUGCUGGAAACAGUUCUGCUCUCAACCAUACAAACACAUCCACCUCAGAGGACAUAGAGGAUUACAUGGAGUUGAACGGCUGGCCCGCCUGCAAGGAUCAAAAUGAGAUGCUGAACCUGGCCUUCACUGUAGGCUCCUUCCUGCUGUCCGCCAUUACCCUGCCCAUGGGCAUCAUCAUGGAUAAAUACGGGCCACGGAAACUGCGACUUGUGGGAAGUGCCUGCUUCGCUUUCUCCUGCCUCCUUUUUGCCUAUGGAGCUAGUGAUCCUGACAAUCUGUCCUUCCUUAUCUUCUUUGCUUUGGCAAUGAAUGGAUUUGGAGGCAUGUGUAUGACCUUCACCUCUCUGACGCUCCCAAACAUGUUUGGAGACCUAAGGUCAACCUUCAUUUCCCUAAUGAUUGGUUCUUAUGCUUCUUCUGCAGUUACCUUCCCAGGCGUUAAGGUGGUCUAUGACUUUGGCGUCACCUUUAUCACCAUCCUCUUGGUCUGGGCUGGCUGUGCCUGCCUAGUCUUUCUCAACUGCUUCAUCAACUGGCCCCUGGAGCCCUUUCCUGGUCCAGAGGACAUGGACUUCACAGUGAAGAUCAAGUUCAGCUGGCUGGGCUUUGACCAUAAGAUUACUGGGAAACAGUUCUAUCGACAGGUCACCACUGUGGGGCGCCGUCUUAGCGUUGGCAAUGCCAUGAUGAAGCAGCAGCAGCCAAGUACAGACCUAACAACGCAGGAUGCCAAUAAGCUCUGCCUCUCUACUGUGGACCUGGAGUUAAACUGCAAUGCUGAGCAAGAGUCUCAGUCGUUCAUGAAGAGCAUGUCUAGCCCCAUCUUCUUGCUGAGCCUCAUCACCAUGUGUGUGACCCAACUCCGCCUCAUCUUUUACAUGGGUGCCAUGAACACCAUCCUGGAAUCCCUGACAGACAGAAACAUCGACACAGUGGAAAGGAUGGAAGUGGUGAGCAUCUACACGUCCAUCUUCGGUGUGCUGCAGCUUCUGUGUCUGGUCACCUCUCCAGUCAUUGGAUACGUUAUGGACUGGAGACUCAAAGACUGCGAGGAUGCAGCUGAGAAGGUAGUCAAGAGAGAGCCUGGUGAGCCUCGCCGUCCUGACAAACGGAUUCAGAAAAUCAUCAACGCCACCAGAGCUUUCAUCUUCACCAACUUUCUCCUGGUUGGGUUUGGAGUUACAAGCAUCAUCCCUAACCUCCCUCUGCAGAUUCUGUCCUUUGUGCUCCACACUGUUGUCAGAGGCUUCAUCCAUUCUGCAGUUGGUGGUCUUUACGCUGCUGUGUUCCCGUCCGCUCAGUUUGGCACCUUGACAGGAAUGCAGUCUCUGAUCAGCGCUUUGUUCGCCUUGCUGCAGCAGCCUCUCUUCCUUGCUAUGGUGGGACCUCUGGAGGGAGACCCGCUGUGGGUGAAUGUGGGUUUGUUGGUGCUGAGCAUGCUGGGAUUCUGUCUACCUGGCUACCUGCUGUUUCACAGCCGCCGCCUCCAGCGCCUCAGAGAGGAGGAAGACAAGGAUCCCAAGAUAUUUGCGAAGAUGAACGGCACCAAGUCUGAGGCAUUUGUCUAAAGUAACAGACUCCGAACAACAGUAAAGGAGAGUGAAGGGAGGGCAGAGUGGCACACGCCACUUUCCUGCGGACGGUAAAUGUGUUCACUCACGCUGUCCUCCCCCCCCCGAUGGUGCAUCGCCUCCUGCUGGUCACUUUGUGCACAGACAAUUCUCUGUCUCUCAGAUGCACAAAUCUGCCACACUCCCUUUGCACACACGUACUGCCAAAUGACUGCAUCUUACUUUUUCUGACACGCUGACUGCACAUCCUCCACUGUAUCUCGGGACCGAGGAGGAAGCAGGAUGCAAGGAGAAAGGAGGAGGUGACCUUUUCAUCUCCUUAAAUAACUCCUCUUGUUAUUGUGUUUAUUUCAUGCCUUGACUUUUGUCAGUGAUGGUCUGUUGGUCAGUUCUUUUUCACCCAACCUCAUACAAACCACGGAAGAAGAAGAUGCCAGUGAGAAGAGCGCCACGCUGAGGAAAUGUUGGAUGAAUGUGCUUUUCAGACACCUCACUAUAUGAGAAAACUGCCUCACUUCCACCACUUGCAACAUAUCACUUUUAAAAAUCUGCCUGUGAGAUUCAACAGCAGUCCUGGAGACAAACGAGCACAGAAACACCAUUAUCAGUUGCAGCAUCUCUGCUCACUUUGAGUUUGGACUGAAGAGUACAGACUACAGGACAAAGAAUAUCAGUACAGGCGUGGUGGAGUGCAGCCCAUCAUGACAUACUGGGUUAGAGACAGUUCAAUAAAUCAAUCAGAGACACUGCUGAUCAAGACACUGUCACUGUUUUACUCAGAUACUAGUUCAGGAAGACAAGAAACUUGGUUUUGACUUUUGUUUUUUUCCUCCACGCUGUGCAUGUUACCACACUGUGUCACAUUUUGAUAUCUGAUUGUUACUUUGCUCAUGUAUUUACUUGCAGUAUAUUUACAGAUGUGUUCUCUGUUCUUUAGACAUGAGUUGGACACAAGUGUUUUUAGAGAUCUGAGUUUUUUUAUGUCUGUUUUUCUGUUUGCUACACAGAUGAACUUUUGAUUCACAAUGGCAUUAAUGUGUCUAUGAGGUGCCGGGUAACCUGUCCAUCUUAAAGGGGUCAUAUUAUGCAGCUUUACAAUAAGCUAAUACAGGAUGCACAGUGUCCAGAUAUUCAAUGUUAAACUCCAAAUUCUUCCUUUAAAAAAAACAACAAAAAUUUAUAGUUGUUAAAGAAAUAUCUGCAACUGUUGCUUGAAAGCUACCGUGUGUAAUAUUUCCUGUCAUCUAGUGGUGAGAUUGCAGAUCCUCCAUUUAAAUAAAAUUAGGUUUCUCAUUCCUGUUAGCCUGCACGAGCAACAGUGUAUAGGGGAGCAACCACUGAUCGCUAUUGUUUUUUUCCCCUUCAGUCUUUUGCUAGUGCCAUAAAGGCCCAGUAAGCAUGUCCCUUUUGAACCACUGUAUUAACCUGGCAGUGCAUCAUGGCGGCCUCUCUGACGGGGCCCAUUCCCACGUAGAUAUGAGAGGUAGUGCUCACCCUGGACAGGCCACAAGUCUAUCACAGGGCUGACACAUAUACUGUAGACAGUCAAACUUAUUCAGAGUCAUCAGGUCACUUAACCUGGAUGUCUUUGGAAAUGGGAAAAUGUUGGAGCACCCAGAAGGACUGCACGCAAACAUGAGGAGGACAUAUAAAGUCCACACAGAAAGAACCAGGUCAGAAGCCACUGUUCUGCAUGUGCUAGCUUCAGUUUCUGCAAAUAAACACCUGGAAAUCAUACAUAGCUAUUAAGUAUAAAGUUGCUGCUUCCUGCCACACUCUCUGCAGGCAGGGGUGACAGGAACAAUAUACAGGCUGAACAGUCCACAUGGCACAUUGCCCAGACUGCACUCUGGUUCAGUGGGUGCCAGAUAUAAACUUAAAUGAGCAGUUGCAGCCUUGAAUUUUUAUUUAGAGAAGGGAAGGGGGGGGGGGGGGGGGGCUUCUCCAUGUAUAGUCAUGGAAUUGUGGGACUUUGAAGAUGUUUAACAGGAAACCUGCACCAUAUUUAACUCAUGGAUGUAGAUGGAAUCUAUUUGUGCAAAAUAUGACCCCUUUGAGAACAAAACUGCAAUCUCACAGAGGCAAUGCUUCAAACAGGCAAAAAAGAGAAAAAAGUAUGAACUGUCUUUUCAAUCACAAGGUGCUCUGUGCAUACUGAAUGUCAUUUGCAAAUUGAUUUGAGGGGCAGUUGAUGUUAUUUUACUACAAAUUGUACCAAGUUUCCAUAAAUAUUUCAAAAGCCAAAUGCAUUAGAAUUGAAAGAAAGAUUCCAAAGAAUCAGUCAGGUUUGCCAUUCACUUAUCGCCAUUUUAUUCCUGGUUUGUGCUAAAUCUGCUCCAGCAGCCUCACUCAAGCUGUGGAAAACUUGAAUUGUCAUCUCACAGACAGAUGAGGAGACAAAUACAUGUGAUGUUUGAAGUUUGAU